Messenger RNA from Frieseomelitta varia, 1899 nucleotides. RefSeq names its product E3 ubiquitin-protein ligase MARCHF5-like. Gene Ontology annotation, molecular function: zinc ion binding. The transcript is spliced from 7 exons. The record is from RefSeq and is a predicted model, not a curated record. The coding region runs from base 464 to 1657 and encodes 397 amino acids. NCBI's taxonomy places the organism in Eukaryota, Metazoa, Arthropoda, Insecta, Hymenoptera, Apidae.
CGAAUAUUUAUAUAUAAAAACUUUAAUAGAUUGGAGAAUAUAAAUUUCAAUCAAUGUUUGGAAAGUUGGAGAAUAUCGUUAAGAAGUCAUUGGAAAGAUGUUCGAUAUUGCUCUGAAGUUUGACGAUAUAUUUCAUUGGCGAACUUUCGUACUGUAAUAUAUUGCCACUAUAAGGAGCAAUUUCACGCAACCUUUAAUCGUUACCAAUAAGACUGAAAAACGAAAUAAAUCAAUUUGUAAAGUGAAUUUGGAUACGUUCCCAGUUUUUCCCCAUUAGAAUUGCAAAAUAUUAAAGAUCACGACGUAACUAAAUUAUUCUCGUGUUUAUUUAAUAUUGUACUUUAAAAAAUGUCUAUGGUCUCAUUGUUUCGUUGUAAAUGUGUAAUAGUGGGUUAUUUAUGAAUGUUGCUUCAGGUAUAACAUAGUAAUGCAAUAUUGAAAAAUCAUAUUUUAUUAAAACAAAAUGUCAGAGAACAAUUUGCCGCACAUUUCAUAUGGACUUGAUUCACCUGGUAGGAUAGUACAUCUAGAAUCUAGUAUUGCAAGGUCUAAUAUCAGUCGUCUUCCAAGUAUAGAAGAAACAUUAAGAAGACUUGGCACAAAUCUGAGGGCAGAAAGACAAAUUAAUGAAUCAAAUAAUGAAAUACCUGAUGCUCAAUCUCCAGCAAUUGUAUCUGAUGAGGAACCGUUACCUAUUGUAUUAUCAGAAUCUGCAAACAAUGCUCAACCAAAUGAUGUGAUUGAUGGGCCAUCUUCUCCAAACCAAUCAGAAAUUAAUGCACCAGUAGUAAACACAGAAGAUGAUAAAAGAUAUUGUUGGGUAUGCUUUGCAACGGAUGAAGAUGAUACAACUGCUUCAUGGGUAAAACCAUGUCAUUGUCGUGGCACAACUAAAUGGGUACAUCAAGGAUGUAUACAGAGAUGGGUUGAUGAAAAACAAAAAGGACGUGCAGGUGCACAUGUAGCAUGUCCACAGUGUAAUACAGAAUACAUUAUUGUAUACCCAAAUAUGGGGCCAUUAGUAAUCGUAUUGGACACUAUCGAUGGUGUAAUUUUCCGAAUUUGCCCAUUUAUUGCAGCUAGUAUAGUUGCUGCAUCUAUAUAUUGGACAGCUGUAACAUAUGGAGCAGUAACUGUAAUGCAAGUAGUUGGUCACAAGGAUGGUCUAGCUAUGAUGGAACAAGCUGAUCCUUUGGUAUUAUUAGUUGGUUUGCCAACUAUACCAAUAAUGUUAGUUUUGGGAAAAAUGCUGAGAUGGGAAGAUCAAGCACUUAGUCUUUUAAGGCGACAUGCAUGUAAAGUUCCUAUUUUGAGGCAUUUCUUACCUAGUAGUCAUUCAAGUGAUGAUAGAUCACACUCUGAAGAUGUACCACCUAUGAGUGAUCCAGUAUCAGCAACUCGUAUCCUUUGUGGUGCACUUUUAUUACCUAGUAUUGCUAGCAUAUGUGGCAAAAUAUUUUUUGAAAGUAUACAUUCUAAUUUUCAUAGGACAUUGCUUGGAGGUAUAGCAUUCAUAACAAUAAAAGGUGCAUUCAAGAUUUAUCAUAAACAACAACAAUAUGUAAGACAAUGUCAACGUCGUAUAAUGGAUUAUACAGAAAAUAAUGUUGCACUAUAUAGAAGACAACAAAAUUCUGAAACCAAUCAGACCAGCUAAAUAAACAUAUGCAAGAGAUUCUUGAAGAUAUUACAUUUCAGUUCAAAAAAACUAAACUUUAUAGUGUACUUUUAUGUAAUAAGUUUGUGGGUAUUUUAAUCAGGUCUAACAAAUACAUAAGUUAUAUAGCUACAUCCCCAGUGCGUGCACACAUACAUACAUACAAACAUACAAAAAUAAUCAUAUACAUAAAUAUAAUUAACGAAUUAUUAUCUGUCUGAGAAAGAACAAUUUAAUUGAAA